Melopsittacus undulatus (budgerigar) is the source of this 5089-nucleotide messenger RNA. RefSeq names its product zinc finger protein 131-like. The coding region runs from base 190 to 2037 and encodes 615 amino acids. The record is from RefSeq and is a predicted model, not a curated record. NCBI's taxonomy places the organism in Eukaryota, Metazoa, Chordata, Aves, Psittaciformes, Psittaculidae. Gene Ontology annotation, cellular component: nucleus. The transcript is spliced from 8 exons. Gene Ontology annotation, biological process: regulation of transcription by RNA polymerase II. Gene Ontology annotation, molecular function: protein binding; DNA-binding transcription activator activity, RNA polymerase II-specific; RNA polymerase II cis-regulatory region sequence-specific DNA binding.
CAGGAAGCGGUAACGGAGGAGUGAGCGCGGCAGGACAAGGGGCUCCUCGCGGCACAGAGUUCUGUUAAACCUCUUCAGUCUCAAGAAUCUCUGCGGCUUCCACCCCCUGUGUUUGUUGUAUAAGUAAGGGAAUAAGAGCCAUCAGAUUACAAGCCUCCAUGUUUCUCUCAAAAGACUAGUCCUUUUGCCAUGGAAGCUGAAGAAAUGAUGGAAUGUAUCCAGGAAUUCCCUGAGCAUUAUAAAUUUAUUUUGAAUAGACUGAAUGAACAACGUGAGCAGGAUCACUUUACAGAUAUUACUCUGAUUGUUGAUGGUCACCAUUUCAAAGCUCAUAAGGCCGUUCUUGCUGCCUGCAGCCAGUUCUUCUACAAUUUUUUCCAAGAUUUCACUCAGGAGCCCUUGGUGGAGAUAGAAGGUGUAAGUAACAUGGCAUUUCGUCACCUAAUUGAGUUCACCUAUACAGCAAAGCUAAUGGUCCAAGGUGAGGAAGAAGCAAAUGAUGUUUGGAAAGCAGCUGAGUACCUACAGAUGCUAGAAGCAAUCAAAGCACUUGAAAUCAGGAACAAAGAAAUUUCAUCACCCUUAGAAAAAAAUCAAACACAAGAUAAAGAUAAACCAAAGAAGAGGAAGGUAGCUGAAACCUCUAAUGUUAUCACGGAAACACUACCACUUGCAGAAUCAGAGCCUGUUGAAAUUGAGGUUGAGAUUGCUGAAGGGAUGAUUGAAGUGGAAGAUGACAGCAUCGAAACACUUGAAGUAGCUUCUGCAGAGCAAUCCUUAAAGUACAUACAGACAACAGGUACAUCAGAUGCAUCUGCUUUGGCUCUUUUAGCAGAUAUCACCAGCAAGUAUCGUCAGGGAGAGGGAAAAUGCCAGAUCCAGGAAGAAGAUGAUAGUGCAUCUGAUACCUUGUGCAAACAGGUAGAAGGUUUUGAAAUUGUGGAACUUCAGCUGUCACAUAUGAAGAAUUUAUUCUGCUGUGAGAAAUGUAACCGUUCGUUUAAAUUGUCUUGCCAUUUUAAGGAACACAUGAAAACACACUCUACUGAGAGGUACAAGUGUGACAUAUGCAAAAAAAGGUACCUACGAGAGAGUGCUUUGAAACAGCACCUCACCUGUUACCACCUUGAUGAAGGUGGUGCCAGCAAGAAGCAAAAACCUGGCAAAAAAAUACAUAUAUGCCAGUACUGUGAUAAGCAGUUUGACCACGUUGGACAUUUUAAAGAGCACCUUCGGAAGCACACAGGUGAAAAACCAUUUGAAUGUCCAAACUGCCAUGAACGCUUUGCUAGGAAUAGCACACUCAAAUGUCACCUCGCAGCCUGUCAGUCUGGAGCUGGAGCUAGAAAGGGAAGAAAGAAGCUAUAUGAAUGUCAGGUUUGUAACAGUGUGUUUAACAGCUGGGAUCAAUUCAAAGAUCACUUGGUAAUACAUACCGGUGACAAACCCAACCACUGUACCUUAUGUGAUUUGUGGUUUAUGCAAGGCAGUGAGCUGAGAAGGCAUCUCAAAGACAUGCACAAUAUUUCAGAACAAAUAGUAACAGAAGAGGUUCUUCCAGUGGAAGCUGUAGAGGCUGAACCAGUGACAUCAAUGACUAUAAUAGAACAAGUGGAGCAAGUCCAUGUCCUACCAAUAAUUCAGGUACAAGUGGAUCCUGCACAGGUAACUGUGGAACAGAUGCACCAGGAUGUCAUACAGGACAAUCUAAUAAAAAGCACACAGGUGGAUGAACUGCAAGAACAGUUGCAAAUUAGUUAUUUGGAAGUUGAACAUAUUCAGACUGAACAAAGUGCUGAAGUUCACAUAGAGCAGUUACAUGUUGAGCAUGUAAAUCAACAGGUGGAAGAUGUACAGGCUGAACUUAUAAGUGGAACAGACCUGGAACAAGUAGAAUAUGGAAGUGUUGAUCAAGGAGAAGCAGAAGAAAAGGAAUCUAGUCAUGUAGAUGAUGUGGAUAAGGAAGAUCAUGAACAAGCUGAAGACUUAAAAACUCAACAGUUAGCAGACACACAGAAUGAAAAGGCUAAUUACUAGGACAACCACACUGUGCAGGUUUAGAAAUAAAAUGCCCAAUUAUUUUUGUUAGCUUUUACAUUGAUUUUUGAACUAUCAGUGGUCGCAUUUCCAAUAUGCUGUCCUUUGGACCAAAGUUAUCUUUAUGUACAACUAAACUUCUAUGUGAAAAAUAACUUACCCGUUCAUGUUAUACCAUGGAACAAAAACUACCAGACACGGACAGCUUUGUGAGGAUUUUAAUAAUUAAUAGCUUGUAUCACUGUUGCAUCAUCUCUGGGUAUGGUCAGACUCAAAUAACUGUGGUCAGAGGCUUGAUGUCCAGGUGGAGAUCAGUGACGAGUGGCAUUCCUCAGGGGUCGGUAUUGUGAACAGAGCUGUUCAACAUCUUUGUCAGCAAUAUGUGGGGAAAAAGCAUUGCUGCUGAAAGUCUCAGAGCACAAAAAUCCUGUGCCUUUUCAACACUGGUUAAAUUUCCACAGAACUCCUAGGGUGUUCAAGAGCCUAGUUCAGUAAAAGGCAAUGUAGGUAAUGUUAUAAUGCUUUAUAUUUUUGCUUAAAAUUGUCAGCUACUGAUUUUUUUUUUCAUUAAAUUUGGGGGGUGAAGGAGGAAACAGGUUCCAUGUGGAGGCAGCAAGACACUCUAAAAGGGACACUUUAAAUUAGGAAAAGCCCAGUAGAAUCUGUGGUAAGCAUGAGCUGGAAGAAAGCUACCAGCAGAUUCUUCAUUUAUAAAUUGUCAUUUUUAAAUUAAAUUCUGACAUUUGACACAAUGACAGCUUGCAAAUUUGGUAGGCGAAAAACUGCUCUGCUGUUGUGCCCAGUGCUGCCUCCAUCUAGACUCCUGCUGAGCCUGAGUGGGAGUGUGGUGUAUGGGAAAAUCACUUGGGGGGCGGGGUGUGUUAAGAGAAAACUGGAGCCUAACAGAAGUUGUAAUAUUACAAGAAACCUUUUUAGGGUGAAAUACAGUUGCCAUUUUCAGGACGGUUGGCAUGCAUGGAAUCUACUCCACCACAUUUCCCCAGGCAACACAACCUGCUAUCUUAGAGGAGCAAUGGAGGGUGGAGUGGAGUGGAGACACUGUGGCCAGGCUCUGUUGUACUCCCUGCAGGUUUGGGAACUUGAUGGUACCAUGCAGCUGAUAAGCCGCAUAGCAGCUGUCAAAUGGAAAAUAUAAGAGAUGUCUGUUGCUGGGCCAGCAACUGUGGCAAAAUCACUUUCCUUAGGUGAACCUGCUCAUUAUAAUCUCAUUGCAAUACUAAUGACACACCUCCAUCCCAAAGUUACCCACCUCCAAGGUACAACCACUCCUCACUGAGCAUGUGCUAUUUUAUUGGCUAUAUCUUUAAGAUAAAAGCGAGAGAAUUUUGCAUCAAUCAAUAAUAAAAGAAUGUGUGACUAGAGUCACUCAAGCUCCACCUGAGAUUAAAGAAGAGUAUAAAAGUGAAUGAAAGAAGGGAGGAGUUAGAGAAGACUCCAUCAUAACUUCUGAGAUCAGUUGACAGGCUGAACUUGUCUUCUCCCGCAUAGGGACAUUUAUUGGGUAAGAACUUUUUAUUAUGCAUGCCAAAUGACUAACUCAUGCUAGCUGUUAUUAGUGAUUAUAGUUUGGUUGUGUAUCAUUUCAAGCUUGUUUUUGCAGACAGUAUCUUAUCACCGAUAAUCUGUGAAUCUUAUCCUGUCACAAACUUGUAUUUUGUAUAAUAAAAAUCUUCAGCUGAAGUCUGUUUUGUGUAAGUCUCCAGAGACUUGAAUAAUUUAAAUAAGGGAUUUGACUCGUUGACACUGUCAGUGAAGGUCCCUGAAUAGGUUAGACAAAUCACCCUCCUAUUCGGUGGGCUGUCAUAGAGUUGAGUACUGGAACGCAGAUAGACUGGUCAAGCACAAGGGUCUCAUCUUUCUUGGGAAACUGGCAGGCUAGUCAAAUAUAAAGGGUUCAAGGAAACCCCCCUUGUAAUGUGACAGUAUUGGCAUGCAGGACAAAUUUGGACAAGAAGGUGACACAACCCUUUAGACAUAAACUGUUGACCAAGUCUGAGACUAGGAUUGGUUCUAGCCACACCCAGCCCCUCUAAAUAUCUGAUGAUCAGCUGGAAAGCAAGGGGUCUUUUCUGAACCUUGUGACUCAAUGGGAAGGUCUUCCUAACACAUCUUGUCCACUGGCCUAAGGCAACCACCUGUUCCACUACACGGUGGGAGCAUGAGCAAUCCUGGCUGCCAGCCCCCUCAUCAGUGGCUAUUCAUACCCCCACCUCCAGGAGGUCAUCCCUGCCACAUGAGGGGAAGAGCAAGACAGGCAAAUGGCAGGCUGCCUGAUGGCAUCAAAUGGCAGGCAGUUGGCAGGAGCCACUGUGACAAUGGGGCCCAGGUUUGGUCUCCUGGGAGGUGGAAAGGGGUGGCAGGCCCUGUGGAACCAGGGUUGGAGGGAGCUGUUUUCAGGUACAGCAGUGGGAGCUCCAAUGGCAGAGAUCCAGACUACAGAAAUGGCACUGCCUCAGCCAAGCACCCCAGGGUGGUACUUGCUGGACUCCCAACAGCCGAUCACAGCAGGAGGUGGAGGUUGAGCCACUGAGUGUCGAUUUGGAUUGUUUUCUUCCCUUUCUCAAAAACUUCUGUAUCGCCCCACACGAUAAUGUCAUCAAUAUACUGCAGGUGUUCUGGAGCUUUCCCAUGUUGCAGUGCAGUAUGGAUCAGUCUAUGGCAGAUGGUAGGGCUGUGUUUCCACCCUGGGUCAGUCAUCAUAGAAUCAUAGAACAGUUAGAGUUGGAAGGGGCCUUAAACAUCACCUAUUUCCAAACCCAUGCCACGACAGGGACACCUUCCACUAGACCAUCUUGCUCAAAGCUCCAUCCCACCUGGCUUUGGCCACUGCCAGAGAUCAAGCAGCCACAACUUCUCUGGGCAAACUGUUUCAUUGUCUCACCACCUUUAUAGUGAAGAAUUUUUUCCUAAUGUCUAAUCUAAAUGUACACUCCGUCAACUUAAAGCCAUUCCCCCUUAUCCUGUUACUACAUGCCCUUGCAAAAACUUUCUCGCCAGAUUUCAUGUAGACCCCCUUUAGGUACUGGAAGGC